Molecule: messenger RNA, 4324 nt
Organism: Cephus cinctus (wheat stem sawfly)
Lineage: Eukaryota; Metazoa; Arthropoda; Insecta; Hymenoptera; Cephidae
Product: xanthine dehydrogenase 1
Exons: 24
Coding region: 320-4117 (1265 amino acids)
Molecular function (GO): oxidoreductase activity; iron ion binding; 2 iron, 2 sulfur cluster binding
Source: RefSeq, a predicted model, not a curated record
AUGUAGUGAUUUGGUUAAAUAUCGUUUGGCUGAAUAUACAUAUGACAAAAUGAUUAUUCGGAUCAGAUGAUAUGGACCUACUCCCUAUAGUAGGAGAAGCUGCUAGCUCUGCUAUAAAGACGAGUGGAGAUCGCGUGUGAAAGAGUUUCGAUUCAACCGGCGACUGGACUCGUCGGCCGUUGCGACAGUCUCACUUGCCCAUCGAGAACAUUAAUUUCUACGCAAAAAUACAAACAGUGUUAUAACGUUGAAAUCUAAUUGAUCUAUGUAUUGUUCAGAGUAUCAAUUUUCUAUUUUACAACCACAAAUUGCGUGAAGAAUGAGUCUACUUGCGUGUCACGAAAGUGGACCAAAAAAUACCGUCGAAUUCACUAUCAAUGGAGUACCAUAUACAGUUUCCAAAGAUAUUACCCCGGGAACAUCUCUAAAUUUAUUCAUACGGGACUAUGCAAAUCUCAGGGGUACGAAAUUCAUGUGCCUCGAAGGAGGAUGCGGCGCGUGCAUUGUUUCAGCUGAAAUAAAUGGAGAAGAAUUGGCGGUGAAUUCGUGCUUGGUACCAAUUCUUAUUUGCAAUGGGUGGAAAAUUAAAACUGUUGAAGGGAUCGGUAAUAAAAAAGAUGGUUAUCAUCCAAUUCAAGCUAAGUUGGCACACAUGAAUGGUUCACAAUGCGGAUUUUGUUCCCCAGGAAUGGUUAUGAACAUGUACAGUCUUUUGCAGAACAAAAAAUUGACUAUGAAGGAAAUUGAAAAUUCCUUUGGGGGCAACAUUUGCCGUUGCACUGGUUACAGACCGAUUUUGGAUGCCUUUAAAACGUUUGCAUCGGAUGCAGAUCCAAAAUUGACACAAAAGAUUCAGGAUAUUGAGGAAUUAUAUAAUAUUCGAACUUGCCCGAAAUCUGGAAAACCAUGCGGUGGUAGUUGCGCAAAAACAGAAGAUACAACAGAUGUAAAAAUACAAUUGAAAAAUGCCUUGUUCUAUAAAGUACACUCGAUUGAAUCGUUGUUUGAUAUUUUUUCCAAGAAUGCCAAAGCAACUUAUGUUCUUAACGGAGGCAAUACUUCUCAUGGUGUUUACCGGAUGGAUAAACCGGAUAUUUACAUAGACGUAAACGACGUUCCUGAUUUACGACGUAUCGAGAAAAAUGACAAUUUCAUGGUUCUCGGGGCGAACGUUACACUGACAGCAGCGAUGGAUGCUUUUAAGAAAUAUUCAAGCGAAAAUGGGUUUGAAUAUUUGCGACAUUUGGCUAAGCAUAUCGAUUUAAUUGCCUCUGUAUCCGUGCGGAAUAUUGGUACUCUUGCUGGUAAUUUAAUGAUAAAACACACGCAUCACGAGUUCCCUUCAGAUUUAUUUCUAAUUCUUGAAACAGUAGGAGCGCAAUUACAUAUUCUCGAAGAUCCUUCAAAAAAGACCAGCACGGCAUUAAUGGACUUUUUGCAUUUAGAUAUGAAGCAUAAAAUUAUUUACAGUAUCUUACUUCCGUCAUUAAGUAAGGACUAUGAAUUCCGAUCGUAUAAGAUAAUGCCCAGAACUCAGAACGCCCAUGCUCACGUAAACGCUGGUUUCCUCUUCAAAUUGGAUGGUACUGGAAAAGUGAUGGAGAAGCCCAACAUAAUACUCGGCGGUAUUAAGCAUGAUUUUUUGCACGCCUCGAAUACGGAGAAAUAUCUUGUUGGAAAAUCUGUUCUGGAUAAAGAAGUUUUCAAAGGUGCUGUUGAGACGUUGCACUCUGAGUUAAAUCCCGAUCACGUACUUCCGGACUACUCAGCCGACUUUCGAAAAACUCUCGCCGAGGGUCUAUUUUACAAGUUUGUACUUGGCAUCAGACCGGAAAAUGUGGACGUUAAAUUACGCAGUGGUGGUGUCCUUCUUGAGCGUGAACUUUCAUCAGGAAAACAAGAUUUUGAUACAGACAAAAAUCUCUGGCCUUUGAAUAAGCCAAUGCCGAAAAUCGAGUCCAUAUAUCAAACUGCUGGAGAAGCUCACUACGUUAACGAUCUGCCAGCACAACCCAAUGAAGUUUUUUGUGCUUUCGUACUGACGGAUGUUCCCAAUGGGAAAAUCGGAAGCAUAGACGCGAAAGCAGCUCUGGAAAGCGAUGGUGUAAUCGCAUUUUUUUCCGCCAAAGAUAUUCCUGGAAAGAACGCCUUCAUUGUUGCGUCGAUUAAGGAACCAUAUUUGGACGAAGAUGAGCUGUUAUUCGCAGAGGACGUUGUACAGUUCGCUGGACAGCCAGUCGGAGUAAUUGUUGCGAAAACCCACGCGCUUGCUAACGAGGCAGUCAAGAAAGUGAAAGUAAAUUACACGGAAACGUUAAAGAAAAAGGCAGUGGUAACGAUAAAGGAUGCUAUCGCUUCCGAUGAAAAAGGAAGAAUUCUUGAGACAGCCAAUGUUCCAGCUAAGAAAAAAGGUACUAAUAUCCAACACGUCAUCAAGGGAGAAUUUGAAUGUUCUGGACAAUAUCACUACACUAUGGAAACUCAGAGUUGCGUAUGCAUUCCGGUGGAAGAUGGUAUGGAUGUUUAUCCAGCUUCACAAUGGAUGGACCUUACACAGAUGUCAAUAGCAACUUGCCUUAACGUACAGGCCAAUAGCAUCAAUAUUCAAGUGAGACGAUUAGGCGGCGGAUACGGCUCAAAAAUUUCAAGAGCAACACAAGUCGCUUGCGCUUGUGCUCUAGUUUGUCACAAGUUAAAUCGUCCAGCACGCUUCGUAAUGUCGAUUGAGAGUAACAUGCAGGCAAUCGGAAAACGAUGUUCCACUCGGCAGGAAUAUGAAGUCGGUGUGGAUGAUAACGGAAAGAUUCAGUACUUGAAUUCGACACAGUGGAGCAACGCGGGUUCUUCGUUCAAUGAACCUCUUGGGCCAGUCAUUAUACAUCACUUUUAUAGCUGUUAUGACCCCACCACUUGGAGUUGUGUGGGCAACGAGGCUAAGACAGAUUUACCGGCCAAUACUUACUGCCGAGCACCGGGUUCUACUGAAGCUAUAAGCAUGGCGGAGAAUAUGAUGGAGCACAUAGCUAGAGCCGUUGGCAAGGAUCCCGUGGAGGUCCGUUUGAUCAACAUGAAUGAGAAGGAUGGAACAGUGUUAAAACCAUUGAUAGAGGAUUUAAAAAAGUCUUCCGAUUUUGAUGCGCGCAAAAGAGCUGUCGAUACUUUCAAUAAGGAAAAUCGCUGGAAGAAAAAAGGCAUUUCUCUGAUACCCAUGAAGUAUCCAUUACUUUUCUGGGGAAAUUUCAAUGCACUUGUUUCCGUUUAUGCACGCGAUGGUACAGUAUCUGUUACUCAUGGCGGAAUAGAAUGCGGUCAAGGGAUUCAUACUAAGAUAGCGCAACUCGCUGCUCAUAUACUGGGAAUAGAUGUGGAAAUGGUAUCGGUAAAACCUAGCAACAAUUUAACGUCGCCAAACAAUUCCGUAACUGGAGGCAGCAUUACAAGUGAAUCCUGUGCAUACGCUACUAUGAAAGCGUGUAAGGAAAUUCUGAAGAGGCUAGAACCCAUUAGAAAAGAAAUGAAUAAUCCAACUUGGAAAGAGCUGGUCUUGGCAGCACAUUUGAAAGAUGUUGAUUUGUGCAGCCGCUUCAUGUUCUCCGUUACAGACGAAGUGAAACCUUAUUCUAUUUAUGGAGUGACUGUUGCCGAGGUGGAGGUCGACAUGUUGACUGGACAGCAUAUUUUACAAAGAGUUGAUUUACUUGAGGAUGCAGGUAUCAGUAUGAAUCCAGAAAUCGACCUUGGUCAAGUGGAAGGAGCAUUUAUUAUGGGAGUUGGGUACUGGACCUCGGAGGAAUUGAUUUAUAACCCUGAAACCGCAGUUCUCACAAAUUACAGAACUUGGAAUUACAAACCACCCGGUGCCAAGGACAUUCCUGUAGAUUUUCGAGUUAGCUUUCGUAGAAACGCUCCGAAUCUAAUAGGCAUACUUCGAUCCAAAGCAACCGGCGAACCUCCUCUGUGUAUGAGCUGCUCCGUUCUGUUUGCAAUUCGCGCAGCUUUGAAUUCAGCUAGAGCUGACGCUGGUAAUACAGAUGCCUGGUAUAACUUACAUGGACCAGCCACCACUGAGAAAAUUCUUAUGAAUAGUCUUACAAGUAUAGACAAAAUGGUAUUUUGAAGACUGUUCUUCUUAUAUAAAAUGUCAAAUACGAAUGAUGCAUAGUUCGAAUAGCAUAAUACAAUUAUAUUUAGAUAUCGAAGCAGUUCCACCGAAAUUGCAAAGGGUAACAAUGUUUUAUAUUAUUAAUGCACUGACGGGUAAAGGUGCUGGUAAUAAGUCCAGUGAUUACAUAAUGCAAAACAAUAAAAAGUGUUACACAAAUCA